Penaeus indicus is the source of this 2942-nucleotide messenger RNA. Its product is annotated as choline transporter-like 1. Gene Ontology annotation, biological process: transmembrane transport. Lineage: Eukaryota; Metazoa; Arthropoda; Malacostraca; Decapoda; Penaeidae. The transcript is spliced from 15 exons. The coding region runs from base 127 to 2193 and encodes 688 amino acids. Gene Ontology annotation, molecular function: transmembrane transporter activity. The record is from RefSeq and is a predicted model, not a curated record.
AAGAGAUGACAGGAUAUGCUGUGAACUUUAUAUUUGUUUUAAGGAAUGCACUAAAGGCUAUAUCGGUAGGAUAGUUGGAACAAAGGCAGCGGUGAAUAGUAAUAAGAUAGUGCAGGGGCAACGACAAUGGGUCUUUGCGGUGACAGUACAAGCCCCAUGAGAGAGGAGGAGCGGCGACCUACAGAUGUUAUUUGGCUGAUAUUUUUCUUCCUUUUCUUAGCUCUUCUGAUAUUCAUCGCAGCCUUUGCCUUGGUGUAUGGAGAUCCACUGAGAUUGGUGAAUGGAUAUGAUAGUUUUGGAAAUGUAUGUGGAAGCAGUAAUGCAGACAUGGCAGACCACAAUGAUAGCAGAAUGAGUUUAUCAGGUUAUGAUACAACAGAUCGCAGAUACGUUUUCUUCUUCGACGUCCAAGACCUGAGCGGUUCUACGAAGGUGUGCGUGAAGGAGUGCCCAGACCAGACUCUGCACACCUUCCAAGACAUACAGGACUUCUACAUGCGCACAGGCUCACAGCUUUGCAGGUACGAUUACACAAAACAUGAGGAAGACAUCAAUAAGAUGCAGUCCAUCAAUGCCCGCCAGGCCAACGAGAGCUUGCCGUCUCCAGAAUGUCCGAGCCUCCCAGUAUACCACAGCAAUCCAGUGCUGAAUCGGUGUGUGCCGGUAGAAGGCGAAGGGCCGGCAGGUCUUGUGUACAAUCUCUAUGGAUACCUGAACUCUUUGGAUAUUCUGGAACAGGUGCUGGCAGAUCUCUAUGCAUCCUGGCACCUGGUUCUUAUUUUCAUUUUCAUUACCCUUGGUAUCUCCUGUGUGGUGAUGCUGUUGUUGCAUUACAUGGCAGGACUUGUGUCAUAUGCCAUUAUGAUUGCAGUUAUGAUUGUGUCCACUGCAUUGACGGUUUUGUUGUGGUGGAGCUACAUCAGCGUUCAUCUGCAGUUGGAUAAUGCUCCACUAGAUCAGAUACUGGAAGAGACAGUGCGCAAUGAGAGAGCACUCUUGAUCUAUGCCAUCAUUGCAACAGUAAUGACUGUGGCCUUGCUGGCUUUGGUGCUGUAUGUACGACCACACAUAACAAUGGUGGCCGAACUCUUCAAGCACGCAGGGGCCUGUCUGACUCGCCAUCCAGGGUUGCUCCUGCAGCCUGUGAUUACUUUCUUCGUGCUCUUGGCCUUCUUCCUUUUCUGGGUGUGGGUCCUGAUGUCCCUUGCCACAGCCAAGCACUUGAGAAGUUCAAGACUACAAACAACCUUGCAAGAAGUGAUCAACAAUAAUUCAGCCAUUCUAAGUGAGGGAGAUGACACCAAUCUUACUUUCAUGCGUACCCCCCAGCGUAUCCUCGAGUACGUUGACCCAUCGUGGGUGCGCUCCAUGUGGUGGGUUUGGGUCCUGGGACUAGUUUGGGUCGCUGAGUUUAUCCUUGCAUGUCAACAGAUGAUCAUUGCAUCGGCAGUUUCGACAUACUAUUUCUCAAGGCAAGAAGGCCGCGGCAAAGUGCGACACCCCAUUUGGUGGUCGUGGCGCACCCUCCUUCUCUACCACCUCGGCACAGUGGCAAAGGGCUCGCUUCUCAUCACCCUUUGCAAGCUACCUCGCCUGAUAAUACAGUGGAUUACCAAAAAAUGCAAGGACCCAGAACAUAGCUGCGCAAGAUGUGGGCUUAGACUCUGCUGUUGCUGCCUCUGGUGCUUUGAACACUUCCUCAAAUACAUGAACCACAAUGCAUACACUGUCACAGCAACAAGAGGCACUGCAUUCUGCGAGUCUGCCAAGAUUGCAUGGCGUGUGGUCCUGACAAACAUGCUCCAGGUGGCUACAGUGAACAGCAUAGGUGACUUGACAAUUUUCUUGGCCAAAAUCACAGUAACAGCACUGGUAUGCUGCAUUGCCCUCCCAGUACUACAUGCCAACCCCACUCUUCAUCUUUAUGCAGUACCACUAAUUGUUACAGCUGUCUUUGCAUUCUUCAUCACCCACUGUGUUUUCUCUGUUUAUGAGAUGGCUGUUGACACACUGUUCUUGUGUUUUUCCGAUGACUACAACACCUACGACACCACCGACGGGCGUGAGUUGGUGGCCGACAAAGAGCUGUACGAGUUCAUGGUGAAGCACGAAGACAUCGACAGAAAGAACUCGAGAAAGCCACGGCGCCGUGACCCCCCUGAGACCAUUCGGUUCAAAGAAGGGGCCGUGUGAAGGCAGAGGAAGUUUCUGACAAUGCUUUCCGCUGCAGAAACUGAUUCCUUUUUACAUGCUCCGCCCCUCUCCGAGACGGAAUAUUUACUAUGACUUUGGUAACCAAUGAUGGUUUAUAGAUUUAAAGAUAAAUGCAACAAAAGUUAUGAUCAAUAGAUUGUUGCAUCUGACAGUAACACAUUUUUGUGUAACUCAUUGCAGUCAUGCUAUAGUAAGGAUUGACUCUGAUAAUCAUUGGCAGAUAUCAUAGUUUGACAUUAAUGUAAUACUAAAGGAACAAAAAAAUAGUACUCUUAUUUAAAUGAAAUGUUCAUAAUUAAGGAUAGGGUAAUGACUUCUUGAAAGUAUCUAGGGUGUGGUAAUAGAUAAGGAGAGGCAUUAUUUAACAGGCAACAGUAUUGACAGAAAUUGCUAACUACAAUAAGCUCAAUAUUUGAUAUCAGAACUCUUAUUUGUACUUUCAAGAAAAAUAUCAGUAAGUACAGGGAACUCAUUAAGAAGACUUUUAGGUUAUGUUAUAAUUUCUUACUAAUAGUUUUCCUAGCAAUAGUUCUACUAAUGAGAGGAGUCAUACAUACCACCCAAAGUGUAUGUUUUACUUAGGGAACUUAGACCUGAUUCUGUUUUCUUUCUUUUUUUCUCCUACUUCUUGAUCGUUUCAUGUCAUCCUUCUAUUCUUUUUGAUGUGUUACUGGCUUCUUGCUUUCUCUCUCUCUCUCUCUCUCUCUCUCUCUCUCUCUCUCUCUCUC